Messenger RNA from Ceratotherium simum simum (southern white rhinoceros), 1863 nucleotides. RefSeq names its product nucleoredoxin (gene NXN). The record is from RefSeq and is a predicted model, not a curated record. Gene Ontology annotation, cellular component: nucleus. Lineage: Eukaryota; Metazoa; Chordata; Mammalia; Perissodactyla; Rhinocerotidae. Gene Ontology annotation, biological process: negative regulation of protein ubiquitination; negative regulation of Wnt signaling pathway. Gene Ontology annotation, molecular function: thioredoxin-disulfide reductase (NADPH) activity.
GCCGCGGCGUCGCCUGGAGAUCGUUUUCGUGUCCUCGGACCAGGACCAGCGGCAGUGGCAGGACUUCGUGCGGGACAUGCCGUGGCUGGCGCUGCCCUACAAGGAGAAGCACAGGAAGCUUAAACUUUGGAACAAAUAUCGAAUUUCCAACAUUCCAUCACUAAUAUUCCUAGACGCCACCACCGGGAAGGUCGUGUGCAGGAAUGGGCUGCUGGUGAUCCGGGAUGACCCAGAAGGUUUGGAAUUCCCUUGGGGACCUAAACCCUUCCGGGAAGUCAUUGCAGGGCCCUUGCUUAGAAAUACUGGGCAGUCCCUGGAGAGCAGCAGCCUGGAGGGGUCUCACGUGGGAGUCUAUUUCUCUGCACACUGGUGUCCACCCUGCCGAAGCCUCACCCGGGUCCUGGUGGAAUCCUACCGGAAGAUCAAGGAGGCAGGCCAGACAUUUGAGAUCAUCUUUGUUAGUGCAGACAGGUCAGAGGACUCAUUCAAACAGUACUUCAGUGAGAUGCCCUGGCUCGCUGUCCCCUACACUGACGAGGCCCGGCGGUCGCGCCUCAACCGACUCUAUGGAAUCCAAGGCAUCCCCACCCUCAUCGUGCUGGACCCGCAGGGGGAAGUGAUCACGCGGCAGGGGCGGGUGGAGGUGCUCAACGACGAGGACUGCAGAGAGUUCCCCUGGCACCCCAAGCCCGUGCUGGAGCUCUCCGACUCCAACGCCGUGCAGCUCAACGAGGGCCCCUGCCUCGUCCUUUUUGUAGAUUCUGAGGAUGAUGGGGAGUCCGAGGCGGCCAAGCAGCUGAUCCAGCCAAUAGCCGAGAAGAUCAUCGCCAAGUACAAAGCCAAAGAGGAAGAGGCACCGCUCCUGUUCUUUGUGGCGGGAGAGGAUGACAUGACUGACUCCCUGCGAGAUUAUACCAACCUGCCCGAGGCUGCCCCUUUGCUCACCAUCCUGGACAUGUCAGCCCGGGCCAAGUACGUGAUGGACGUGGAAGAGAUCACCCCUGCCAUUGUGGAGGCCUUUGUGAAUGACUUCCUAGCAGAAAAGCUCAAACCAGAGCCCAUCUAGUGGAGCUCCAGCCUCAUGAGACGUUAUUUAAAACUCAGUCUUCCCCUCCUCCUCCUCCCCUUCCUUCCCUUCGCCCUUGGACUUUUCCAGCGUGUUCUGAAUCACACAACUCAAGUGUCCAACCUCUCUGUGGUGCCUUGUUUUCUGCAUUAAGUCCUCAGCUAGCACCUUAGGGUGCGCAUCCUGUCAGCAGCAGCAGAACCCACCGUGUUUGGAGACUCUUGCUUGGGAUUCACGGGGCUGGCGUAACCCAGCCAGAACUGGGACUGCAUCACUCAGUCACUAGCUCUUGGUGAAGUAUCUGCCAAGGUGUUCUCCUGCCAAGUAAGCAUGAAGGGACAGUGCACUGGGGCUCGGGCUCAUGAGACAGCUCAGUGACACGUACAUGCAGGUGGGGCAGGGAAAGGGCUGCGGCCUCCUUAGGCCUCGCUUAGAGUGCUGGUGAGAACAUCCUUUCCUAGUGACUUAGUCUGUGUCGGUCUGAGGGAGAAACACCAGCUUGUCAGUCGGUUCUUGGGCAGGGGAUCUCCAGCUCGCAAAGGAAGCUUGUGUUCUUUUCUGGUGAGAAAAAGAGUAGCUGCGGUGAUGAUUUAUAUAGUAAUUGCUUACUUUUAUUGAACUCCUACCAUGUGACAGGAGCUUCUCAUUCUUUCCUAAUCUCUCUCUCUCCCUUGAUCUUGACCUUCUCCAAGUUUCUUCUCAUAUGAACAGCACCUACUUUUGUGGAAUUUUGUUGAUAAAUUCUCUCCCUUGGACAUCUUCCCAAGAAGAUGCGCUCGGCCCUGCCUUCUUAGAGG